AUGGCCACCGAUAUUAGAAUCAGUAAGCCGAGUUUACAAACCCCGGAAAUCAACAAGGGUCUUGACGUGGCCCCCGUGUACGAUGACGUCUCGGAGUUCCCGGUUUACGCCACGGUGAGCAAGCCGAAGAACAUGAAGCUCAAUGAAAGCAGCGUACAUUACGCCGAUAUCCAGGUCUUCACGAAGAGCCGCGAACGUUCAGCUGAGGAGGUGAAAAACCUCCAGUCGCAGAAUGCAACGGAAUACGCUACCCUGAAUUUCCCCCGAGCCCCCCUGAAAUAUGACAACAAGAACGGGACUCUGGUAUAAGUGCCGAAGAUGCCGUUCUGGAAGAAAAUAGACAUCAGACACUGCAGGUGCUCAGUUGGUUCAAAAAAAAAA
Molecule: messenger RNA, 381 nt
Organism: Protobothrops mucrosquamatus (brown spotted pit viper)
Lineage: Eukaryota; Metazoa; Chordata; Lepidosauria; Squamata; Viperidae
Gene: CUNH11orf52
Product: chromosome unknown C11orf52 homolog
Exons: 3
Coding region: 1-309 (102 amino acids)
Cellular component (GO): extracellular exosome
Source: RefSeq, a predicted model, not a curated record